Gordionus sp. m RMFG-2023 is the source of this 3050-nucleotide messenger RNA. RefSeq names its product protein PF3D7_1417600-like. NCBI's taxonomy places the organism in Eukaryota, Metazoa, Nematomorpha, Gordioida, Chordodea, Parachordodidae. The transcript is spliced from 9 exons. The record is from RefSeq and is a predicted model, not a curated record. The coding region runs from base 45 to 2873 and encodes 942 amino acids.
GAAUCUAUUCUCAAUUACAGCUGAUUGGAUCACGAUAAUAGCUGAUGGUCAUUGCUUGUGAUAAUAAUGUAAACUCAUCCAAGAUUCCGGUUCUCUCCUUUAACACCAAACACCCACCGAAAAAUGGGUUCAUAGAUAUUAGACAGAGUUCGAUAAUCUCCAUUAACGAUCGUUAUAACCAAUCUACUUCAGCGGCUAAAUUUGACUGUCGGCCCAUAGCCGUAACAUACAAUAGCAGAAAUAACCAUAUAUCCUCUAUUUACAAACGAGAGGAUAAUAAUAUUCAUGAUAAUAUCAUUGUACCUAAGUGCUCUUCUCAAACCACAUUAAAAUGCCUUAUCGGAUCUAGACAUAAAAAUGUGUUUAAUAAUCAUAAAUGCCCCAAUCAUGAUCAACAGCAACCUCAGAUAGGUAAAACAACCCUCAUUAAUAAGCAGGCCAACUCAAAUUACACUUUGGGGUCUACCACAAACUCGAACGCGAUCUCUAUUAAUAAAAAUCAGACCAUCGUGACUUCUAAACGCCCUUCUUUCCUCUUGCCAAACCUUAAAAUCAAACCUUCUUCUUUACUCAUCAAGUCAGAAUCGUCUGUUAAAAAGGAGUGCAAAAAUAUUUUCAACAACAAACGCGAAAUUUGUACAAAUACGGGGCCCAACAUCGAGAAUAUUAAAAAAUAUAUUUCAAAAGAUGCCGAUUACACUAACGGCGAUAGCGCGCUACCACAAGAAUCGAAAAACUUGAAACACACCACAAAUAAUUCCUCGACAAAAACCCAAUCGCUAUCGAAUCCUUUUUUGACUCGAAAAUUUUUCUCCUUUCGUAACCCGAAGAAAAAAUCUAAUCCGUCUCAUUUUUGCAAAACCGAAUAUAAAACCGUCAUUACCGAUAUUUUACCUCGCAAGAAUUAUCACCCUACUGGGACUGAUGAAAGUUCGUUGACUGAUAAUUUUGGACAAAAAGAUAAAGUUAUAACAUUCAACAAUAAGGCCACGUUUUAUAAAAAAAAUAAUAUAGAAGAAUUAUUGACUCGAAGCAACCAUAGUUUAAAUAGCGAAAAUACUGAGUUAUUAGGUGAUUUAUCAUGUGGGUCGGCUAAAAAUUUCGAAAUGUUUGAAGCAAAAUAUUUUCCCUCGAUCCACGAAUAUGCUUUAAAUUCGAGUUCUUAUGGCGAUGAUAAGAAAGAAAUCUUUAAUAAUGUUGGGCGCGAAUUUAAAAGUCUAGAUAACGAGUAUUUUAUUGACAUUAACAUAAAUUGCAACAAGUCGUUAUCAACCUACCCUAAAAAUGGUCUUAUCAAAGAUUUUAAUGGAUCAGCUUCGCUAACAAAUAACGAUGUCAUCGUCACCUCCGUUUCUUUAAUACCGGCUAAACACUCACACCCUUUCAGUUCUUCUUCAGUGUCAUACAACAACACUCCCAACUCAACGUUGCCCAUGGCCUACUACAUUCCUCUCGACAAAUUGUCACCAUCCUAUUUGGGACAAAAGGCCACUCCGCCCGGGGUCAACGCUCAUUAUACUUUAGCUAAGGGCCAUUUUUCUCGCAAACCCUUAUCGAAUCAUAUCGAAAAUAAGCGUUCCGAACAAAUAUUUCGAUUACCAUUUCAUGAUCAUUGCCAUAAAAAAAUAGAUAAUAAUGAUAUUAACGAGUUAUCAGACAUCCUUCUAAAGCUUUUGCCUCCUCCUCCGUCUCCCACACCUCCACUUUUAUUUACUUCAUCUCACAAUAAAUCGACCGAUAUGAUCAUUUCUACAAAUUCAAGCGAUUCUCACUACAAUAAUAACUUUGAUCAUACCGUUCACAAAUUUGCUAUGAAUAAAUGCGAAUUUGGCUCGUUGCUCCAAAGAACUAACAAAAAUUACGCUCAGAUCUUACCGCGUAAUCAUUCCUUCACCUCCUCAAACAUGUCUACAACUAAGGAUAUGGCUGUCGACACGCUGGAGUUAGAAAGUAACGGCGGCAGCUUCGAACAUGCAGUUGAUUUGCAAACUUUUGUUUUUCAUCCUGAGAAACAAGAACAUUCAUACAUUACUGAUUCUAAUAUGGCUAAGCCCAGUCUCAAUUUUUUUGUAUCACUCAAUGAUAAUCAUUUAAAUUUUGAAGGUAAAAAAGACCCAAAAAGUUAUGAUAAUUUAAACAAUCACAACUAUGAAAAUGAUGACGAACAUCACAUGCAUAAUGAUUCACAGUUAAUAGAAGAAAAUUCUCAAAAGUUAUUUCCCAAACCCAAUGGAUCUUCUUUAACAACAUUUUUGACUCAUAAAAAUAAUGAUGAAUAUGAUAAAAACGGACAACUUAUAGCUUUAUUAAUCAGCCAGGGUCAUUUGUUGGAUAUGGAAAGGCGAGAAAAACAAAGAAUCAUAACUGAAUACGAGGAAAAAAUUCACGAUUUAACAAUUCUCAUUCAGGAUAUUAAUCAAAAUUUAUCUAUGAAUGUCAGAAAUUCUAAACACACUGAUCAGAACAAUUCGUGCACCCAGAAUUGCCAAAAUGUUAAUUAUCUAUCUGACGUCUUAAAUUCGGUCAUGGACCAGCUUGCCCAAGCCUUCAAAAAUUAUAGGCAUUUAUCUGAAGAAAAUACAAAAUUACUAAGCAUCAUAAAUUUGCAGCAGAACAUGAAUUUAUCAAAUACAAAUUUAAUUUACCCCAAAACCUCAAAGAUGCAAAUGCCAGAAAAUAUUUAUCUCAAAUUGAUGGAAGAUAUAAAAGAGGAAGAAAGCCAAAGGCUUAAUGAAUCCGACAAUAUAAUCAUAAUAGAGGACAAAAUACUAGAAUUGGGAGACAAGAUAUACUCUUAUGAAGACUUAGGGAAACCUUGCCUGUAUAAAAUUAACUCACUAGAAAACUUCAGCUUAGAUGAAUCAUCAGAUUGACAAUAAAUUUAUUAUCAAGAACAAGAAUAUAGGCUGAGUUUUAGACUUUUCGAAAUUAUUAUAUUUUACUAACUAAAUAAAAAAUUUUUUUUAAAUUCCUCACAAAUAUAAAUUAAAUAUGAAAAUUGAAUUGUAAAAUUAUUUUAUUAUACAAGUCGACAAAUUUGAUAAUAUAUU